CGGCCCAGCCGGCAGCGGUUCCAGGGGUUUCCGGUACAAAGCCAGAAGGUGGACGCCGUCGGAGGACGGCGUUGGGAUGCGAGAAGCGCGCGGGAGCAGUGCCCCGAAAGCCUGCUAAGGCGCGCCAGGGUCCCCCUGAUCACCCAGAGACUGAGUGAAGGCCAGCCCGUUUGUUUUAAGAAGCUUUGUGUUCCUGGUGUUGGGAUUUCGGAUCCAGGCUGUGAAGAAAUUUGAAGUCUGGAAAAUAGCAACUGUACACGUUCUUAAGGAUCUACUCCAAACCUAGCACUGCAUAUCACAAUGAAGAACCAAGACAAAAAGAAUGGGGCUGCCAAACAAUCCCACCCCAAAAAUACCCCGGGGCUGCCGGAAACAGGACCAGAGGGACUCCAUGGGAGGCCCAGCCAGUUGCCUCCUGCUACAGAAGCUGAAGGUUCCACCAGCCAGGCUCCUGGGAAGACGGAGGGAGCUCAAGCCAAAACAUCUCCGUCUGGAGCCCUCCGUGAUGUCUCUGAGGAGCUGAGCCGCCAGUUGGAAGACAUACUAAGUACGUACUGUGUGGACAACAACCAGGGUGGCUCAGGUGAGGAUGGAGCACAGGGCGAGCCCACUGAACCUGAAGAUGCAGAGAAGUCCCGGACCUAUGCUGCAAGGAAUGGGGAGCCUGAGCCAGGAACUCCAGUAGUUAAUGGUGAGAAGGUGACUUCCAAGGGGGAGCCAGGCACAGAAGAGAUCCGGGCGAGUGAUGAGGUCGGAGAUCGUGACCACCGAAGGCCACAGGAGAAGAAGAAAGCCAAGGGUCUGGGGAAGGAAAUCACAUUGCUGAUGCAGACACUGAACACGCUGAGUACCCCAGAGGAGAAACUGGCAGCACUGUGCAAGAAGUAUGCUGAACUGCUGGAGGAACACCGGACUUCUCAGAAACAGAUGAAGCUCCUGCAGAAGAAGCAGAGCCAGCUGGUACAGGAGAAGGACCACCUGCGUGGAGAGCACAGCAAGGCCAUCCUGGCCCGCAGCAAGCUUGAGAGCCUGUGCCGUGAGCUGCAGCGGCACAACCGCUCCCUCAAGGAAGAAGGCGUACAGCGGGCCCGGGAGGAAGAGGAGAAGCGCAAAGAGGUGACCUCGCACUUCCAGGUGACACUGAAUGACAUUCAGCUGCAGAUGGAACAACAUAACGAGCGCAAUUCCAAGCUGCGCCAAGAGAAUAUGGAGUUGGCCGAGAGGCUCAAAAAGCUGAUUGAGCAAUAUGAGCUGCGUGAAGAGCACAUUGAUAAAGUCUUCAAACACAAGGACCUCCAGCAGCAGUUGGUGGAUGCCAAGCUCCAACAAGCCCAGGAGAUGCUGAAGGAGGCAGAGGAGCGGCACCAGCGGGAGAAGGACUUUCUCCUGAAAGAGGCAGUGGAAUCCCAGAGGAUGUGUGAACUGAUGAAGCAGCAGGAGACCCACCUGAAACAGCAGCUCGCCCUAUACACAGAGAAGUUUGAAGAGUUCCAGAACACACUUUCCAAAAGCAGCGAGGUAUUCACCACAUUCAAACAGGAGAUGGAAAAGAUGACUAAGAAGAUCAAGAAACUAGAAAAAGAAACCACCAUGUACCGGUCCCGGUGGGAAAGCAGCAACAAGGCCUUACUUGAGAUGGCCGAGGAGAAAACUCUGCGGGACAAAGAGCUGGAGGGUCUGCAGGUGAAAAUCCAACGACUGGAGAAGCUGUGCCGGGCACUACAGACAGAGCGCAAUGACUUGAACAAAAGGGUACAGGGCCUGAGUGCUGGUGGCCAUAGCCCCCUCACUGACAGUGGUCCUGAGCGGAGGCCAGAGGCUGCCACUGCAGCCAAAGAGCAGAGCAGUGAGGGGCCCGGGGCUCAAGCACCCAGCUCCUCAAGGGCCCUGGAAGCUCCUGGCUGCCCAGGAACAAGCACAGAAACAACAGGGCCUCAGGAGCCCACCUCUGCCACCACCUAGGGAGCCUGGUGCUUGAGGCAUGCUGGGAAGGGAGCAGCACCCCAGCCAGGCCUGGCCUGUACAAGGCUCCCACACAAAACAGCCAGUGCUGAAGUCAGGGUGUUCUGACGUGAUAGGCCUCUGCACUCUGCAACUUUGGAUUUUAUGGGUCAGUUUUACAUACAUAGUGCAUAUGUGCAAGGCCUCGUGCAUUUACAUCUCUAAGUGCAGAGGGCUUGCGUUGAAGGUGGGUGUACGGAUGAAGUCAGUGCUCCUCUAAUCUGAAGAGUUACAGAGGAGGUGUCAUCUGUAGCUGCCAUCACAGUGAGCUGGAAGGGCAAGUGACUUGAACAUUUCUUGCCCAAUUUGAGGCUCAGACCCCUCCCAGCCCUUCAGAGCUUAUGACAAGUAAUAUACCCAGUUCUGGAUUGCACUCUGCGGUGAGCAGGGCUUGAGCAGCUUUUCUGGCUCUCACAGAGGUCGUUGCUUCUCAGCCUGGGAAUGCUGUUCCUCUGCAGAGCCUCUGCAUGGCACACAGAGCCUAGGGCAUGGGACCUGGCGAAUGUUUCACUCUGGGAUGAUGUGUUGGUUGGGAGCCACCGGGGCACUGCGUCCCCUGCCCUCCUGCAGUUCCAGGACCAGGCCAAUGUUGCUUCUCAGUAGCCUUAUCAUUCACAGGUGCCUCUCUAGCCUGCACAAGUGAUUGGCAAGAGAUCAUCCAAAGGAUUCUUUCUGAAGGCAUUUUGUUUUGCACGUGACAGUUCAUACGAGGAUUUUCUGAGGAAGAAGGAUGUUGGAGUCAUGGUCCUGGAUGCCUAGCCUCCAGUGUUGCUCCCCCCUCACCACCCCACCUGGCUUUUUAGCCAUGUUGGUGCUGAGGUUUCCUUUUUGAAAGGGAAGAUCAGACUAAGAGAAAGAAGGGCUGCUAAUGGCUUUGCCAUGAGCUUGCCUGUGAGCCUUAGUCCUGGGAGGCCACCAUAGAUUCCCAUUGCUACCAUCUCCGUGCAGCAAUUGCUGGGCUCCAGGUCCUAUUGCACCCUGGGCUUUAUGGUUCUUUUUCUGUUUCCUGCACCCUAAACUCACACCCCAAUGUGCAGUCCUUGAGGAUCGUCCCAAUUCACAUUUCUUCACCUCUUUGCCCAAGAAGUAAGAGUCCUCCUUGGAAAUCUUCCUUUGUGGAAGCCCUCAGCUAUUAUCUUGACAAAACAGAAUUCUGCAAUACUCUGAGCCCAGGAAUUCUACUUUAAAAAAAGCUGCAGAUAGUCCUUUCUGUCCCACUACCUGACCUAGAACAUUAUCACUAUGUACUGUGUGUAGCACCUCUGUGCUAAAACCCCUGUUCCACACAUGGAAGGGUAUUAGUCACUCUUUGGACAGAGCAGUUUUCUGGGGCAAUAGAAUGAGUCUUGAAAGCAGGGUUCUGCUGAGCUACUUAAGAUGCCCAGCAACAGUUUGAGUGUUGAGACCCUUUUGCCAUCCCUGGCUAAGACUCUUCUAUGUAGAAAUGUUUUGCAAGAUCUUUGUCUUCCCCUCUUUGACGUCCCUUGGAAUGGUUCCUUCUUCCUGCCUCAGUGAGGCCUCCCCCAGCCCUGUGCCAGGCUGAAGAACAAAAACUCAAUUCCACAGGGAAGAAAAAUAAAUCAAGUUUUACAGUUAUUUAAUAAUAUAUAGGUACAAGUUCCCUAUGACCAAUGUGAU
This is a messenger RNA of Octodon degus (degu), 3639 nucleotides long. It is a transcript of the gene Txlna, whose product is annotated as taxilin alpha. Gene Ontology annotation, molecular function: syntaxin binding. The transcript has 11 exons. The record is from RefSeq and is a predicted model, not a curated record. Bases 301 to 1962 code for a protein of 553 amino acids. Lineage: Eukaryota; Metazoa; Chordata; Mammalia; Rodentia; Octodontidae.